CUUUAUUAAUAUCAAUAAUCCAAUUUUAUUCCAUUUCACAGCGAAGAUAAGCAGAGCUUUCAAUAUAAGCAAAAGACAAAACCUCAGAUAAGAUCAUAGCAGAGAAGAAGAUGUAUCAAGAUCAACAACAUCCCGUUGGUGCUCCUCCUCCUCAAGGGUAUCCUCCAAAGGAAGGAUAUCCACCACCGGGAUAUCCUCCAGCAGGUUAUCCUCCACCACCGCAGGGAUACGGUCAGGCAUAUCCAGCACAAGGGUAUCCUCCUCCACAAUAUCCUCAAGGUCCUCCACCUCAGUAUCCUUACCAGGGCCCUCCGCCCCCACAGUAUGCCCAGGCUCCGCAAAAGAAGAAGAAAGAUAAAGAUUCAGGAUUUGUCGAAGGAUGUUUGGCUAUGCUCUGCUGUUGCUGUCUUUUGGAAGCUUGCUUUUGAUAGAAGGAUGAGAUGAUAUUUGCCGUUGACCGUCUUCGGAUGCCAUUGUAUUCUAUAAAAAAGGUGUUUGAUCAAAACAUUUUGAUAUCUUCUUCUUGAUAAGUGUGUGUGUGUGUGUGUAUAUGUGCGUUCACGUUUUGUGUUUGGUUCUGUUCUUUUUGCUUUGGUUAUGAGUUGAUUUUUUUUUACUACAGGUCUUGUUUUAUUUUAUUGAUCAGUAUUUGUUUGAUUAAGGGUUCGUGUCACUUUUGUAUAAAACGCAUUAAUUUUUUCAGUAGAGGAACAAUGAAUAACCAACUCGUUUUUUUUUGCCUCCUAAUUCUCAUCAAAUGUGAGAAGGGUGACCGAAGAAUCUGAUUUGAAAUCAAAGUCGAUGACAUAGCCAAACAUACACACUUUUGACAUG
Messenger RNA from Eruca vesicaria subsp. sativa (arugula), 834 nucleotides. NCBI's taxonomy places the organism in Eukaryota, Viridiplantae, Streptophyta, Magnoliopsida, Brassicales, Brassicaceae. The record is from the annotation of a GenBank genome assembly.